This is a messenger RNA of Homo sapiens (human), 2515 nucleotides long. RefSeq names its product RNA binding motif protein Y-linked family 1 member B (gene RBMY1B). Gene Ontology annotation, cellular component: nucleus. NCBI's taxonomy places the organism in Eukaryota, Metazoa, Chordata, Mammalia, Primates, Hominidae. The record is from RefSeq and is a predicted model, not a curated record. The coding region runs from base 153 to 1352 and encodes 399 amino acids. Gene Ontology annotation, molecular function: RNA binding; nucleic acid binding. The transcript has 12 exons.
AUUUCCGGGCACGGCUUCCGGCGUCCUUCCCUCUCAGGGAAGCUCCAGCUGUCCCUCCCGCAGUUGGCCCUGUGGUGUUCCGAAGCCGGUUACGUACGGCCUGAGGGCCAGGCGAACCUCAGGCUCUUUGUCCUACUAAAAAGCGCAGCACAAUGGUAGAAGCAGAUCAUCCUGGCAAGCUUUUCAUUGGUGGCCUCAAUAGAGAAACCAAUGAGAAGAUGCUUAAAGCAGUAUUUGGGAAACAUGGUCCCAUAUCAGAAGUUCUUUUGAUAAAGGAUCGAACCAGCAAAUCCAGAGGCUUUGCAUUUAUUACUUUUGAGAACCCUGCAGAUGCUAAGAAUGCUGCCAAAGAUAUGAAUGGAAAGUCUUUGCAUGGAAAAGCAAUAAAAGUAGAACAAGCCAAGAAACCAUCUUUUCAAAGUGGUGGUAGGCGGAGACCACCAGCUUCUUCGAGAAACAGAAGCCCUUCAGGAAGUCUGAGAUCUGCAAGAGGAAGCCGUGGAGGAACAAGAGGGUGGCUUCCCUCACAAGAAGGGCACCUGGAUGAUGGUGGAUACACUCCUGAUCUCAAGAUGAGUUAUUCUAGGGGACUCAUUCCAGUUAAAAGAGGUCCAUCUUCAAGAAGUGGAGGUCCUCCUCCGAAAAAAUCUGCUCCUUCUGCUGUGGCAAGAAGCAAUAGUUGGAUGGGAAGCCAAGGUCCCAUGUCACAAAGAAGAGAGAAUUAUGGAGUUCCUCCACGCAGAGCGACAAUAUCUUCCUGGAGAAAUGAUCGCAUGUCAACAAGACAUGAUGGUUAUGCAACUAACGAUGGAAAUCAUCCAAGUUGCCAAGAAACGAGGGAUUAUGCUCCACCAUCUAGAGGCUAUGCAUACCGUGAUAAUGGUCAUUCUAAUCGGGAUGAACAUUCCUCUAGAGGAUAUAGAAAUCAUCGAAGUUCCCGAGAAACUAGGGAUUAUGCUCCACCAUCUAGAGGCCAUGCAUACCGUGAUUAUGGUCAUUCUCGUCGGGAUGAAAGUUAUUCUAGAGGAUACAGAAAUCGUCGAAGUUCCCGAGAAACUAGGGAGUAUGCUCCACCAUCUAGAGGCCAUGGAUACCGUGAUUAUGGUCAUUCUCGUCGACAUGAAAGUUAUUCUAGAGGAUAUAGAAAUCAUCCAAGUUCCCGAGAAACCAGGGAUUAUGCUCCACCACAUAGAGACUAUGCAUACCGUGAUUAUGGUCAUUCUAGUUGGGAUGAACAUUCCUCUAGAGGAUAUAGUUAUCAUGAUGGCUACGGUGAGGCCCUUGGUAGAGAUCAUUCUGAACAUCUAAGUGGAAGUUCUUAUAGAGAUGCACUUCAGAGAUACGAGGAAUAGUACAGGUCAAAGGAAAUCAUUAGAUGUAUUGAUACUAAAGUUUAAGACAUCCGGAACAUUCUAUGUGAAGCAUUCUGUGACUGAAGAGGAUAACGGUAAUGAAAACUUUUUUUUUCACCUAAAUCAGAAGUGAACCAGCUAAGUUUCUCAGGUGCGUAGCAUAAUGAAUUUAAAUGUUCGUAGUUUAAAUAGUGGAAAGUAAGUGUUUUGUCUUGUGAGGUUCCCACGUUAAUUUUUUCUUGAAUAUUUUGACAGUGGAUGUUGUAAGUAAUGGUUUAGUAAUAUGUUCUUACAGAUAGGAAUAAUCUAGAGUGGUUGGGAUAGUAUCAGUUUUUUUUUGAGAUGAAGUGUAUAGCUUUGUCGCCGAAGCUGGGGUGCAGUGGCUCUGUCUUGGCUUAUGGCAACCGCUGCCUUCUGGAUCCAAGCUAUUCUCCUGCCUCAGCAUCCUGAGUAACUGGUAUUAGAUAUGUGUGCCGCACAGCGGGGCCAAUUUUUGUAUUUUUAGUGCAGACAGCGUUUCACCUUGUUUGCCAGGCUGUUCUUAAAAUCCUGAUCCACCCUCCUCAGACUCCCGAAGUGCUAAGAUUAUAGGCGUGUGCCACCACUGUCAGCCUAUCGUAUUUAAUUGAUAAUAUGAAUGGAAACGCUUUAAACCUCAUACUUAGGGGAAAGUGAAGUGUAUAAAACAUAAACAACAGCAUAAAGUUUCCGACGGGAUUGCUUAAAGUUUUAAGACAUCACUGAAUGAUACAAAUAUUUAGACCGAAAUAACUAAAUGAAUUAAUUUUCCUGAUUAUACAAACUAAAGAAAUGAAAUACAUCAAGUUCCAGAAGUUUUGCAGUCCAUAAUUCUUACAAUUGACAGACUAAUCUGCAAGGAGGAAGUAUUUUCUUGAAAAAUUUUGACAGAAUCAUCAAUUUUUACAGGGUAAGGGUACAAAUAAUUUUAAAGGGAGAAGUUACCAACUUUGAUUUUCAAGUGAGUUAUUCAUGUUAUGGAGUGUUUUCAUUCACCUGUAGCAUUGUGAGGAUGAAGUGAAAAGAUAAAUCUCCCGAGUCUUGUGUAUCUUACUGUCCAUGUGUGAUGGCUCAGGUCUCUAAUUCUAACACUUGGGGAGGCCGAGGCUUGCAGAGCACUUUAGGACAGGAGUUGAAGACCAGGC